Messenger RNA from Ilex paraguariensis (yerba mate), 453 nucleotides. Lineage: Eukaryota; Viridiplantae; Streptophyta; Magnoliopsida; Aquifoliales; Aquifoliaceae. The record is from the annotation of a GenBank genome assembly.
AUGCAGAAUGUGUGGAUAGUCAAUGGCAAAGCACUAGAUGGACUCUCUAAUGCUUUGAGUACAUUUAUGCGAGCUAUGAAACCAAGAAAAUUGCAAGAGGCUGAGGAUGACUGUACAGAGGCCUUAAAUUUAGAUGAUCGUUACAUUAAAGCAUACUCACGCCGUUCAACAGCUAGAAAGGAACUUGGAAAACUUAAAGAAUCCCUUGAUGAUGCUGAGUUUGCCUCGAGGUUGGAGUGUAACAACCAAGAGGUCAAGAAGCAGUAUGCUGAAGUGAAAUCUUUGUAUGAGAAGGAGAUUCUAAAGAAAGCGUCUGGAGCAUUGAAAGGGUCGAUGCAAGGGGUUCAAAAAGCAGGGAAGCAAAGGGUGGAAAUGACCGAACAUGUUCAGGCCAUUAACCCUGAGCCAAGGCCGAGAAUUGCUGGAAUUCAGGAAGAUCGUACCAAGGUAUAA